UGCUCGCCUUCUUGCUAGGGUUUUUCAAAGAGUUGUGAACGCUGCGAUUUAUUUUACCUCUGGAGCUAAGAGCAGGAGCCGCUUAACCCUCGCUCGGUUCUUCAAGUAAUCAUGGUGACUCAAAUCAGUAAGAAGAGGAAGUUCGUAGCAGAUGGUGUUUUUUUCGCUGAACUCAAUGAAGUGUUGACAAGAGAACUAGCAGAGGAUGGAUACUCUGGCGUGGAAGUUAGGGUAACACCAAUGCGAACUGAAAUUAUUAUCAGGGCAACCAGAACCCAGAAUGUGCUUGGGGAAAAGGGCCGGAGAAUCAGAGAAUUAACAUCUGUGGUCCAGAAAAGGUUCAAUUUUCCUGAGAACAGCGUUGAGUUGUAUGCUGAGAAGGUGAACAACAGGGGUCUUUGUGCCAUUGCCCAAGCGGAGUCCCUCCGAUACAAACUGCUUGGAGGACUUGCUGUCAGGAGGGCUUGUUAUGGUGUGUUACGGUUCAUCAUGGAAAGUGGGGCCAAGGGAUGUGAGGUGAUUGUGAGUGGGAAACUGCGUGCCCAACGUGCAAAGUCCAUGAAGUUUAAGGAUGGGUACAUGAUCUCUUCCGGCCAGCCUGUGAAUGAAUACAUCGAUUCAGCUGUGAGGCAUGUCUUGCUCAGACAGGGCGUCCUUGGCAUCAAAGUCAAAAUCAUGCUCGAUUGGGAUCCAAAGGGAAAGCAGGGUCCGACCACGCCUCUCCCUGAUCUUGUCACAAUUCACACCCCAAAGGAGGAGGAUGAAUAUGCCAGGCCGCCCCCUGUUGUCACCGAAAUCGAGGCUUUGACCUGAAGCUCUUGUAUGGCCAUAUCCUCAUCUUUUUGUUCUAAUUUUGGAAGUCUAGUAGGGACUGAGACUAGUAUAUGUGGGAGUGCUGGCUUUUUUUAUUAUAGAGAUUCCUGAUCUUGGCUAUAAGUCGAUAGUUAAAUGACUGAUUAAACGGAGUUCAAGCGAAACUGAAUUAUUUUUUGUAUUUGUUAAUUUUUUGGUUAUGUAUGCCCCACUUGGUUGCCAGGAUUGGGUUCCAUGCAGCAUCACUUGGCUAAUUGGUUGUUUUGGCUUAAAAUGCAAGAUUGAGAGAGCUUAGAAAGAGGGUUAAAAAAUUGGUGUUGACUUGUGAUCGCCCAAGUUGAGCCGGAUCCAGCAGUCGUCGUUUGAUUUUUGUUUUUUCCCUUUCGCCAACUCGGAACAUCUUCUAGCUCACGUGUAAAUCAUAUUAAAAAAGGAUUUUCAUGGGAAUUAUAUACUAUGAGACCAUUUAUCCUUAUUGUAAGGAGGUCAUUAUCAAGUUAGUUUGGGAUGUUACGAAGUUUGAAAUGAAAUCUGGCGUAGGGUCUGUGACGUCCUUGUAUCCAAAGAAAAUGGUCUGUUUAUAUAGAGGAUGAGACAUUUAAAGUC
Molecule: messenger RNA, 1419 nt
Organism: Amborella trichopoda
Lineage: Eukaryota; Viridiplantae; Streptophyta; Magnoliopsida; Amborellales; Amborellaceae
Product: small ribosomal subunit protein uS3x
Biological process (GO): translation
Cellular component (GO): cytosolic small ribosomal subunit; nucleus
Molecular function (GO): RNA binding; structural constituent of ribosome
Source: RefSeq, a predicted model, not a curated record